This is a messenger RNA of Clonostachys solani, 483 nucleotides long. NCBI's taxonomy places the organism in Eukaryota, Fungi, Ascomycota, Sordariomycetes, Hypocreales, Bionectriaceae. The record is from the annotation of a GenBank genome assembly.
AUGGGGUCCGGCCACGCAGGCUCCUUGUUCGUUGCAUUUCUGGCCGUCGUAGCAGUCAGAAUCAAUGACGCAAAGGCCGCACAUCCCUUCUCGACAAGCCUUGUCCAGAUCACAGUCGUCCUUACCCGAGCACCUGAGGUCUUCCACGCAGGAGCCCUCAGAAUUACACGUAUAAAAUUCGUCGCAGUCGUCGCAAUCACCUUUCUCCGUACACCUAAGAUCUUCCACACAGGAGCCCUCCAGAUUACACAUAUCGAGUUCGUCACAGUCGUCGUCAGAAGAGCACUUUCCACACUUCCCUUCCUGGCACACUUGUCCCGCCGUGCAGUCAACGUUCUCCAUACACCUGGUGUCCUCUACACAGGAGCCCUCGGGAGUGCACAUCAGAUCUUCGUUGCAGUCGUCGUCAGAAGAACACUUUCCGCACUUCCCUGCUCGGCAUAUCUGACCCUCCGAGCAGGCAUCGUUAUCGUUGCACUCUGA